Triticum turgidum subsp. durum (durum wheat) is the source of this 1623-nucleotide messenger RNA. The record is from the annotation of a GenBank genome assembly. Lineage: Eukaryota; Viridiplantae; Streptophyta; Magnoliopsida; Poales; Poaceae.
AUGGGGAAUGCCCUGUGGUGCUGCUGCAAGGGAGAAGACGACGAUGAUGGAUAUGUCUAUCUUGGUGGCGACGAUGAUCAGCAUGCCUACUACUACCCGGCCCCGGCCGCCGUCUCCAGGUCCAGGCCGCACUACCAGCCAGCUGCGGGGUCUUCCCCAACUCAGGGGAGCAGCCUCCGCUGGCCCCAGUCUCCUCCGGCUCCGCCAUCCAGGCCCCGACUGCAGCUGCAUGCUCCUCCAUCUCCUCCUCCUGCCUGCUCAGCCGCCGCUUCGACGAGCAGGGGAAGCCUGACUCUCCGGCCCCAGCCACCUCCGGCGGCUCCAACCCCCAGGCCCCAACGGCAGCUGCAUGCUCCUCCUGUGCCUCACGGCGUUCCCUCCUCAACUUCGGCGAGCAGCAGCAGCAUCCUCCCGUCCCAGCCUGCUCCGGUUCCAGCCUCCAGACCCCAUAAGCGGGGGCCGCAGCAGCCUUCUUCUCCUGUGACCCAUGGCCAUGGCGUCGCCGUCGCCUCCUCAACUUCGACAUGCAUGCUCCUCCGCCCCCAAAAGCAGAAGCCGCGACCGCCUCCCCCGAUUUCCCAUGGCGUCGUCGCGGUCGACUCUCCAGCUUCGACGACGAGCUGCCUCCUCCGUUUUGAGCAAGACCUCCUCAACUUCGUGCUCACCAAAAUGGUUCCUGAAAGGCUCGGAGAGCAUGUUACAUCAUCCAAGAAAGCACAAGCUAAAUGGUAUAGGAAUAUCUCUGAAGCUUAUGUAAAAACAGAACCCCCUCCGAGAACAUUGGCAGAGGCUGCCAUGCUAGUUGCUACAGCUCUGGGCAGGAUCCAGGGAGCUAAUUUGGAGGGUGUCCUUGCCUACUAUGGCUUCCCGAUUCCAAUGCCCCCUGUAGUCACCACAGAGCACCAUCCAGCAUCACUACCAGACGGCGUGCAGUUCGUCCUGAAAACUUUGCCGAUUUAUGCAAAGUGCAUUGGAGAUGGUGAUGGCUUUACUGCUUAUGUUGACACAGCAGAUCCAACAGAAUCAACAAAUGUGCCACAGGAAGUGCGUGAGGCUGUCAAUGCAAUGUUACAAACACCCAAGCAUAGGAACAGCCAACAGAAAAAUGUGCUCCAAAGUAAACUGAACAAAGCUGGUUAUAGGAUAAUAUAUACUUCAAAAUAUGAGAUCCUUGCAAGGCAAUACCGCUUCAGAUUGAGGGGCAUUGAUGCACCGGAGAUGGGAAUGCAAUAUGGGAAGGAGUCCCAGAAUGCGCUGGUGAACCUUAUCGCUGGCAAAAGUGUCAUGGUUUACGUAUAUGGGCAGGACCAGUAUGAUCGCUGUGUUGGAGAUAUCUAUUGUGAUGGUGUGUUCAUCCAGGAACAAAUGCUGAAGGAGGGUCAUGCAUGGCAUUACAAGAUUUACGACAAACGCAAAGAAUUUGCAAAAUGGGAGAUGAAAGCACGAGAUGCACGCCGAGGGCUUUGGGCAUCUGAUAACCCUGAGAAGCCAUGGGAUUGGAAAAGGAAGCACAACGUGAGAAAUGAGACAUCUGAUAACCUUGAUAAGACAUGGGAAUGGAGACGGAAAUCGCACAAUGCAAGACACCAGAACACCUCAAUUCAGGUGACAUUGUGUACCUGA